Drosophila ficusphila is the source of this 1106-nucleotide messenger RNA. RefSeq lists its product as uncharacterized. The record is from RefSeq and is a predicted model, not a curated record. Bases 127 to 738 code for a protein of 203 amino acids. Lineage: Eukaryota; Metazoa; Arthropoda; Insecta; Diptera; Drosophilidae. The transcript has 2 exons.
GUUGCUUUUCUACAGUGGCAACCCUGACGCACUAAGCAAAACAAAAACAGUAAAGAAAUUUAAAAGGUCAUUGUUUAUCCAAAAAGCGGUUAAAUUUUGUAGCGAUUUUCAGUAAUAUAAGACAAAAUGUUUUGUCGCUGCUUUUACCUAGUGGCAGCAGUGAUGCUGUUGCUACUGUUCCGUCAGCAAUCCUGUGACGCAGCAGCCACACAGGCGCCCCAAAAGGCAGUAGAAAUUACGGAGAAGAGUGCGCCGGUUGGCGAAGCAGCGACCAUCAAGCAGGAGGAGCGCAAGUCAGUGAAGAAGGCGCUGCCCGAGGACCCUCCGGCGGGCCCGAAGGAUUCCAUGGUGGUUGUGGACAAGGGAGAAGCUGCCCCGGUCGCACCAGCUGAACCAACAGCUCCACAGGCUAAUUCAAGGGUAACAGCCCCCAAAGCAUCCGGAAGGGUUCCCGAGGACGAUGUCCACGUCGAACUGAGCCGCAUGUCCUCCGACUUGGACUUUCCCGGGCAAGCCGUGGUCUACAUCUUAGUAGGCAUCACCAGUACGGCUAUUCUGCUCCUCGUAAUGCGAGUUUACCGUCUACGCCUCUCGCGAGCGGAGCGCAAGUACGGCGUGCAGGGCGACCGGGCCAACCAGGAGCUGACUCCACUUCCGAUGGCCAUUGAGGACGUGAAUAGCGACGAGGAGGAUCACACCCUGUUCGAGGUCAAUCGCCAGAACAUACGCAUAUUAUGAGACAGCAAACAUGAGUACACGCCAAAGAUCCACUUGGCCGCACCGCCCUUCUCGACACUUCUCCGCAGAACUUGCCUUUUUUCGUAGCUUCUAACGCUUUGUAGAUUUGCGCUGUAGAUGUCAGCCCUCAAAACCCACUAAUAACUAAGUUUUGUGCAUUUCUCCCACUCGCAGUUGGUUCAGGUUUAACGAAUCAAAAGGAAAACAAAACCACUUGUGAUAUCGAUUAUGAUGAUAUAUGUAUGUCUAUAAGUACGAAGAUGCCGCUGAAGCCCGAAGGCAUUAAUCUCAAAAAUCUCAAAAGUACGGAUGCUUUCAACUCGCCUGUGCGUGGAUGUUCCAUAUUAAUAAAUGUUAUAUUAUAUGUA